GGGAAGUUGACCGAAGAAAGCUUCUGACGAGCCUGAAGAUUGAGAGUAAUGCCCAUGUGCAUUAAGAGUGAGUAGAUGAGCGGGAAUCUCUGGAUGACGGAACUCAUCUUUUCUGAAAUGUCCUCUUCUUUCAGCCCUUACAUCCUGUCAGUAGAUCCCUUGAAGUAGUCUUUGUGGGAUUCCAUGGGGUACCGCCAAGUUUUAUAAAGUCUCCGCCGAGUGUGAGAACCCCACGGAGAUUCUGGGCUUGUAGUUGGACGAUAUGAACGUGCAUCUGACUCAUGUGGUUUCGCGGCAACCGUUAACUCGUGUCUUCUCGUUCAUCGAUAUUUUCUAAUUUUUUAAUUAUCAGGGAAGAUAAGGCUCAUGAACUCAUAAGGAUCCCAAGGCCAAUGGAUCCUAAACACCAGCACCUGAUUCCAUACUCAGAAAUGUAUGUCUCUUAGAAGAUAGUACGAGUACAGAGCACCUGCUUCUAUUUCGUGCUGUGGAAGGGGAGUCUCCUAGUCAACUACGACAUCGGGAGUUUUGAUCACUUGAGAGAAUCAAUGCUCAAACAGUGAUGCUGUGGAGAUCGGCAUCUUUGUGGGGAAUAUCGUAACCUUAAGCAACCGCCGGGAUUGUCUGUUUAGGUGGACCUCAUCCCAAGGUCUCUCGUCUUGCCGUGAUACUUGCAAAUCGAGUUGAGUAGACAAGAGUUGAUGAUGAGCCUGACGGAAGAAAUUCUGGAGUCAGCCCGAUUUGGGAGUUAUUCACAUGUUUGCCAAUCACUCAAGAUACUGCGCGCAAAAUUAAGUGCAAUUUGCUGACAGAUAGUCAUGAUCUGUAGCCGAUAUUAUUGCCACUCCGCUGUGUUUUUCAGUUUCAGUUUUUAAGCUGUCUUUUGAGUACCAGUAGCGCACAGACAGCAACAUUUCAGAUGGAUAUUCCCACAUGCAAUCGUAUGCAGAAACCUUUCUGGCCAACGAGGUUCCUUGGCCUUGGCAAUUCACAUUAUCGUGACGACUUCCAGUUCUAUCGCACAUUAUAUUCAAUUUCUUGCAACACUGACAUUGUUCAAAGGCUGAGCUCAAAGAUCGUGUUGUCAAUCCGCGGUAAGAGGGUGGACAAUAAGAUGAGAAAUUGACCUGCAGAAUAUCGGUCCGAUAAAGCAAGAACAUGUGCACGAGGUGACUGAAAGCCUCCUGCCACUGCAGUUUCUUGUUCGCUCGAGCCUUUUGCCGCAGUAGUAAAGUUUGACUUGUUCUAGAGUAGUAGACUUGCAGUGACUUCCGCAGAAGUCUGGAAGAUUUUUCCUUAAUCGUCAAAGGGUGUCUAACUUUCCAAACUAGAAGAUUUCAAAAAUUUUCACUUUGUAUUCUCUAGACAAAACUUUCUGAAUGGGGCUUCCCCA
Messenger RNA from Marchantia polymorpha subsp. ruderalis, 1393 nucleotides. The record is from the annotation of a GenBank genome assembly. Lineage: Eukaryota; Viridiplantae; Streptophyta; Marchantiopsida; Marchantiales; Marchantiaceae.